Molecule: messenger RNA, 1106 nt
Organism: Prorocentrum cordatum
Lineage: Eukaryota; Dinophyceae; Prorocentrales; Prorocentraceae
Source: the annotation of a GenBank genome assembly
GGGCUGCCAUCGGUCAGUUUGUCCGCGAAUGCCCCCAACACUGCCACUGCGAUUGUGAUUGCCGUGGUGAUCCCAGCUUCGGCGCGGCUCUGGCGAAGCAGUUGGAGCACUGCGGGCCAGCGCCGCCUCCUGCGGCCGAGCGGGGUGUUCCUCCUCGGCGCGCUCGCGGGCAUCGCGGUCGCGCUCUCGGUGCUCGUGGCUGUGGCCCAGGAUCUGAUCCGCCGAGGGGCAGUGGGCUUCCCUGCCUCGUCGCCGCCGCGGGCGGCCGUCACCGGCGGGCCCCCCAUGGGCCCGCGAGAGCGGGCGGGGAGGCGACUGCGGGAUCCAUCCCCGAAGGGCAAGAAGGGCGGCAAGGGCGUUGCGGUCAAGGAGCCGUUGCUUCCGCCGCGCUGGACCGUGACCGUGGCUCUGCGGCCAUGGUCCAUUACGGCGCCGCCGAGCAUCACGCGCGGCUCUUGGGCGCACAUGUGGAGAAAGAUGAGCAUGCGGUCGUGUCCCCCGAUUACGACGGUUCCGUGGAACAGUUUGAACAACGCGGACUUGGAAAGGAUCCAUUUCUCGGUCACCAUCGACGUGCGGCCGCGCGGCGUUCCCAGCCUUGGCAGCGUGCUCUACACCUCCGCCCCGCUGACGGCCGCGGAGAUCAGUGAGCUGCUCGCCGAGGCGGGCCAGGCUUGCAACCUCGAGCGCGCCCGCCGUAGGCUCCCGAGGCUGGGCGACGCCGUGCGCGCGAUUGGCGGCGCUGCCACCGCGGCGACGCCCGUGCACGCAGUGGUUCCCGCGCCUGGAGGAGCCCGCUUCGCUCCCGCAGGCGGCGCCUGGGUCCUCGCGGAGCCCCUCAUCGGCCACGACGUCGGGGCCGAGUUCGCGAUGCCCGUGGGGGCCGCGGCGUUGGGGUCCAUGGCGCUUGUGGUCAUCGACGGGGUCGUCGCCAGCCUCGAGAUGCUCGCCGAAGGGGCGGGCAUCGCGCGGUGGGCUCUCGCUCGCGGCAACUUGCUCUGCGACGACCCGAGGGCCCAGACCGAGCGCGCCCUGGUCGAGGCCGUCGGGCUCAUAACGGCGUGCACGCGCCAGGCGGAGGGUUUGCCUCCGCCCCCGUUGCUCGG